Eleginops maclovinus (Patagonian blennie) is the source of this 1191-nucleotide messenger RNA. RefSeq lists its product as uncharacterized. Gene Ontology annotation, cellular component: T cell receptor complex. The transcript has 6 exons. Gene Ontology annotation, biological process: positive regulation of T cell receptor signaling pathway; negative regulation of receptor recycling. Bases 151 to 951 code for a protein of 266 amino acids. The record is from RefSeq and is a predicted model, not a curated record. NCBI's taxonomy places the organism in Eukaryota, Metazoa, Chordata, Actinopteri, Perciformes, Eleginopidae.
GCAGUUUUCAAAGCACUGUGAAGAAGAGAGGUAACUGAGGCAAAGUAAAAAUAGACGACAGCACACCUCACUGUCUUUACACGGUGAUGCCUCGUAGUCUGAGAUACUUCGUUUAGACAAAACAUCUGUUUAGUUUGAGACGGCUGGAAUAUGACAGACACUAUUGUUACAGCUCUGGUGCUGUUAUCUCUGGCCUUGUUCCUCUCUGUUUGUCUCAAUAUCUUCUUCUGCAUCAGACAAAGACACCCUUCAUGCAGAGAGAGGGGCGAGUGCUGCUUCAGAAAUGUUAAUACAGCAGAAAGCCCUUCACAGGAUGAAGAGCAUCACUUUCAUCACAACCGUUAUGAUGAAAUGCAGGAAAAUCCAAUCUACGGCAACAUCAGCUCAGACAGAGGCGAUUCUCUCGAGGUUUGCUAUGAGAUGAUGACCAUGAAACACGAAAGAGACCGCAUGAAGCAGUCCACAGAGCCUGACCUGAAUUAUGCCUCCUUGGAUCUUAAUUUGGCAAAGAAACGCAUGAAGAAGAAUCGCCAUCAGCAAGGCGCCACUCAGAGACAAAGCAAACUUCAAGAGGAGCUGCCGGUCCACCUCACACCCCCCCAAGAUUCUUUCUUAGAGGUGGUAGCGGACAUGGAUGCUCACCUUCCUGCCAGAAACACCAGCACCAUGGUUUCACACAGCAGCAUCUACCUGAACAGUCAACAGAUAGCCCAGGAGACAGAGGAGCUGGAGAGGGAUAGGGGUAUAAACAUGGAGAGGGAGAUCGUGGGUUGGGGGGGAAUCAGAAAAGGGCAAAGCAGAGAGUGGAAAGAAGAGCAAGAGUUUGAGGGAGGAAGAACAGAUAGACAUUAUGCUAAUGGGGGUGUAUGCACUCCAGAAGUAGAGGCUAUUCAGAACAGCGCGGAUCAUUUCAUCGGCAGCUUUAACCAUGAUAGUGAGCAUCAAGAUUGAGAUUCAAGUGUUUGAGCCACCUAAAAAAGCAAAUUAUUUAACUGUUCAGUAUUGUGUCUGGAAGAAUGAAAACUAUGUUACCUUCAAUAAUAAAACAAGCGUUUGUAAAAUGUCCUCUUUGAUGUAAACACAUUUGAACUCUCCACAUUGAGUAAGAGGAAAACAAAAGUUGUACAUCUCUGUGCAGUGAAUGUAUAAAACUGAGAAUAAAGAAAGUGUGUGACAUUUAGAGGUCAAGGA